AUGACUUCUACAGAGCACACUGACGUUUUAGUAUGCGGUGCUGGUCCCGUUGGGCUACUAACUGCCCUGGGACUCUCGCAACAGGGCAUUGACACUUUUCUCAUAGAAAAGAGAGAGCGCGCAACGCAACAAAUGUUUGGCCGUGCUGCAGCUUUAUUUCCUCGAUCUGUGGAAUUACUAGAACAGAUUCAUGUUGCCCAAGACGUAUUACAGACUGCCUUUAUUGCCCGGCAAGGGGUUACCUUCAAAGAUGGUAAACGCAUAACGAAUAGAGGCUGGCACGUAGUGUUGCCUACUGUAGCCAGCAGUUUUCAUAACUACGCAGUCAACAUUCGUCAAAAGCACAUUGAAGAUAUCCUCGCACACAAAUACAACUCUGAUUAUGAGAAGUCAGUUCAUUUUGGCUGGGCAAUUACGGACUAUGCAAUUGACAAGUCACUCGACGACGGCUACAAUAUCACGGCCACAAUUACCCAUAUUUCCCUGGGAAAUCGAACAGUGCGGUGUAAAUACCUCGUUGGAGCCGAUGGUGCUCAAUCCAGCGUCCGCCAGUUGGCUGGCGUUGCAAUGGAAGGUGAUGAAACCACGUACAAGUGGAUUCGCAUCGAUGGCAAGGUAAAAACUGACAUGCCAGAUCAUAAUGCCGGCUAUGCUGCCAUUGAGAGUAAUACCCACGGUACCGUCUUGUGGAUCAAAUUAGAUGGCGACGCACAUCGGGUUGGUUUUGCUAUCCCACCCCAUCUCCAGGAGAAAUACCCAGAGGGACCAAAUGAAGCGGAAGUUAUCAAAGAAGCUAUUGGUGCGGUCCUUGCGUUCAAACUCGAGUUUGAACGCGUUGACUGGUGGACCUAUUACAGCAUCAAACAGAAGGUUGCUUCGACGAUGCAGAAGGACAAUUAUGUUCUUCUUGGCGGUGAUGCCGCCCACACACAUUCCUCAGGCUUAGCACAAGGCCUUAAUACUGGUAUCCAUGACGCUACCAACCUUGUGUGGAAAUUAGCUGGAACCCUGAAAGGCUGGUAUAAAGAUGAUGUACUCUCUACAUACGCGUCCGAGCGGCGUGAGAUAGCCAAGAGGUUAAUUGCCCUGGAUAAACUGGUUGCUGCGACUAUAUCGGGCGACAUUCCAGUGGCUUAUACCCAGAGCGAAACCAACCCAGAUGAGGUAUUGAAGAAAUUGAUUCUGCAGAAUGCUGGAUUUACAACCGCUCUAGGGAUUGAAUAUCAGAAGUCUGUCAUCAACAAAGACACCAAUAUAGGAAAUAUUGUGGCAGGCACUCGAGCUGAAGACUCCCUGAUUUACCAACCAGGCCCAUUGGUGCCUAUUCGCCUGCAUUACCUUCUCAAUGAAGAGAGCCAAGGUCGUUGGAGCGUCUUGAUAUUCGUGGGCCAUGCCUCUCGGAAUGGUGGUAAAAUCGCGGCUCUACGCACAAGAUUAGCUUCUGAUAUGGGCUACUUAGCUGGAGCUCCAUUCUUGAACAUGUUGACUAUAGUUGCCGGCUCGAUACCGGGCGCUUGGGACGCCUUCGAUGGGCCUGCUGUGGGCAAACUAUACCUUGAUAAAGAUUUCACAGCCCACGAUCGUUACGGUAUCACAUAUGAAAAUGGAGGAAUUGUUGUUGUGAGACCAGAUGGAAUAUUGGCAUACAGCUCUCCACUUGAUGGAUUGGACGAUAGCAAGGAGUUCUUCACGGGAUUUUGUAACUCGAUUUAA
Messenger RNA from Trichoderma harzianum CBS 226.95, 1713 nucleotides. RefSeq lists its product as hypothetical. Gene Ontology annotation, molecular function: FAD binding. NCBI's taxonomy places the organism in Eukaryota, Fungi, Ascomycota, Sordariomycetes, Hypocreales, Hypocreaceae. Bases 1 to 1713 code for a protein of 570 amino acids. The transcript is spliced from 4 exons. The record is from RefSeq and is a predicted model, not a curated record.